GUGCCUCCGAAGGCGGCCGGCGAGCCGAGGGGCUGGGGUGCUGGUGGCCGCCCGCGCCACGCUGCGGGAGCUGCCGCCGCCGCCGCCUCGCACCGUCGCACCAUGUCCGGCCAGCUGGAGCGUUGCGAGCGCGAGUGGCACGAGCUGGAGGGAGAAUUUCAGGAAUUGCAGGAAACCCACAGGAUCUACAAGCAGAAGCUGGAGGAGCUGACCUCACUCCAGACUUUGUGUAGCGGCUCCAUCAACAAGCAGAAGACGCGCCUGAAGGACUUGAAGCACACACUCCAGAGGUACAAGAACCAUGCCAGUCGGGAGGAGGCAGAGCUCAUUCAGCAGAUGAGCACCAACAUCAAGGAGCGGCAGAACAUCUUCUUCGACAUGGAGGCCUACCUGCCCAAGAAGAAUGGGCUCUACUUAAAUCUGGUCCUUGGCAAUGUGAAUGUGACCCUUCUCAGCAACCAGGCCAAAUUUGCUUACAAGGAUGAGUAUGAGAAGUUCAAGCUCUACCUGACCAUCAUCCUGCUCCUGGGUGCUGUGGCAUGUCGAUUUGUCCUUCAUUACAGGGUGACGGACGAAGUUUUUAACUUCCUGCUAGUGUGGUAUUACUGCACCCUGACAAUUCGGGAGAGUAUUCUCAUCAGCAAUGGCUCAAGAAUUAAAGGCUGGUGGGUGUCUCACCACUAUGUGUCCACGUUCCUCUCUGGAGUGAUGCUGACCUGGCCCAACGGACUAAUUUAUCAGAAGUUUCGUAAUCAGUUUUUAGCAUUUUCCAUUUUUCAGAGCUGUGUCCAGUUCCUGCAAUAUUAUUACCAGAGGGGCUGCCUCUACAGGCUUCGUGCCCUGGGGGAGAGGAAUCAUCUGGACCUCACCGUGGAAGGAUUCCAGUCCUGGAUGUGGCGGGGCCUCACCUUCCUCCUGCCUUUCCUGUUCUGUGGCCAUUUCUGGCAGCUCUACAAUGCCGUCACGUUGUUUGAGCUCUCCAGCCAUGAGGAAUGCAGAGAAUGGCAGGUGUUCGUGUUGGCGCUCACGUUCCUUGUCCUCUUCCUGGGCAAUUUCCUGACCACACUCAAAGUCGUGCACGCGAAACUUCAGAAGAACAGAAACAAGGGGAAGAAGCUGUGAGCCAAGGGACCCGUGCGUCCCCUCUCCCCCCCCCCCCCCCCCCCCCCCCCCCCCCGGGGUUCAAGACCGGGGGGGGGUUCCAGCUGGCACGAUUUCUCCCCACAGUGUCUGUGGCUACUGCCAGCAGCCGGCUCAGGGGCCAGCGCGGGGCUGGGGGAGGGCGGGGAGGGGGCAAGGCCCCGGUCCCCGGCAGACAAGGGCGCUGUGACCCCUGCCUGUCUGCACGGCGUUCGCCUGCCCCAGCCUCCCUGUUUAUGACGUAUUACUACGGGCUCCUCCCGACUGCCCUAGAACCUGCAGUCUUCCCUCGCUGCCGUCUUGGCUGCGGCUGAGCCUGGGUCAGUCUUCCUGGGGUGGGGGUGGGGGGGCCUAAAGCCUCAGGGAGCCCCUCAGGUUGGGGUCUGGGGUGCCCACCGGCUACUUCGUGAUCCCCAGCGGGCGGAAGGAUACCCCUCGGCGGCCUGUGGGGCCUCCCGCCUCGGGGCACACCGCUUCUGCUGUAAGCUCUCCACGCUGCUCCGCGGUGGGGCUAUUUAAGUUCUCGGAGAACCAC
Messenger RNA from Callorhinus ursinus (northern fur seal), 1675 nucleotides. RefSeq names its product transmembrane protein 120B (gene TMEM120B). Gene Ontology annotation, cellular component: nuclear inner membrane. The record is from RefSeq and is a predicted model, not a curated record. Lineage: Eukaryota; Metazoa; Chordata; Mammalia; Carnivora; Otariidae. Gene Ontology annotation, biological process: fat cell differentiation.